CUAUAUAACCAAAUUUCGUAAGACUGGGCUGUGAAUUAUGUUGAAUCCUGUUUGAUACCCCAAACAGGAUAUCCCAAAACAGGAUCCCAAACAGUAUCACCAGAUGGAAUUCCAAAUACCUCUUUAAAGUGGACUAGAAGUCUUUUAUAGAGUAGGAACGUCUCAUCCUGAUGCCAGGUGGAUUCGGCCCAGAGCAUCGCUUUGACAAGAACGUUUCCAUAUGUUGCACAUGGUGACUUAAGGUUCCUUGGAAAACAUGCCACAUGUUUUCAUAUUGAAGUCUGGCUUGAUCGUGAAAACGUGAUGGAUCGUGUGAUAUUCUUCUGUUUUGUAUUGCUCUUGGAUGGUGCGUUUGGUGCUGAUGUUUCAGUGUCAGUGAUGAAGAGAGAUCACGUUACUCUUCCCGUUAAAAGUGAUGAAAUAAAGGGAGCUUCUAAACUGGAGUGGAAGUUUAAUGAUAACAUUAUAGCAAGUUCUAAUGUACAAUUGAACAUUCAGACUGAAGCACAAUACCCUGAUGGGAGAUUUAAAGACAGACUGUAUCUGCAGAGUUGGACUGGAUCUCUCCAAAUCAACCGAAUCCAAACUGAAGACACUGGACUAUAUAAACUGGAGAUCAAGAGCAGUGGAGGAUCAAAAUACAAGACAUUUAAUGUUACUGUCAGCGAUAAAGUGGAGUCAGUAUCAGCAUUGGAGGGAGAAACUGUCACUCUGGAAACUCGAUCAAGUCCACAUUCAGAUGAUGUGACCGAGUGGAGGUUUGAAGGAUCUCUCAUAUUUAAAGAGGAAAGAAUGCUUGAUCCCCAACCAGAUCCUUAUCAUGAUGAGAGAUUCAGAGACAGACUUAAUAUGCAUUCGUCCGGAUCUCUCAUCAUCAUGAAGUUAAAAUCUGAAGACUCUGGAUUUUAUGAUGUAAACAUCAAAAGCAAAUAUGGCAUCCUUCACAAGAGAUUCAGUCUUACUGUCACUGGAUCCAGUCCGAGGUCACACCAGGUGAAGAUUGGUCCAGGAUUGUUUGUAGUAGUGAUCAUGUUGGUCAUAGUCCUGGUAUAUUAGCCUGCUAUAGGAGGUGUAAGUAACACGAAUAUAGAAAAAUGAAUGAGAUCCAUGAACAUUAAAACAAGUCGACCUCAUACAGUAUAUAACUUCAAACACAGCUUACGAUCUACAGCUGAAGUUAUCAGUUAUUAAUCUAUAAAACUAAAGAUGUGAGAUUUUUUCAAAUAGAUUUUAUUAUAAAUAUUAGUCAUUUGGUUUUGGGACCAUGUAUGGUGUAGGGCAAGAGUGUGCAAAGGUUGCAAAGUUUUUAAAUCCAGGUGAAGGGAACUAUGUGCAUGAAAAAUAAAGCAGUCAAAAUCAAUACUCAGUUCCCAUUAGGGUUGCAAAGGGGCAGAAAGUUUCCGGUGAAUUGAGAAAUAUAUACAAAAUAUGUAUGCAUGAUGACAAAUGUAUAGUGCAUGUUUAAGAAGGACACUUAAUGCAUUAGCAGUUUAUUAGAGUAGAGAGGAAACAUAUGUAUUUGAAAGAAUAAUGCACUUGUAAAAGAUAUAAAAGAAUGUGUUAUCAUCAAGGUGGGAUGACUUAUAGGCAUAUUAAAGAAGACUGCGGCGCAGAAGAGCUUGAAGACGAAGAACAAAGGCAUGGGAAAGAUUUUAUAGAGACCAUUAAAGACGUUUCCUGAGAAAUGUAAUGUUUCAGGGAAAUCUGGCAUCAUGUCGAUUAACUUAAUUAGAUUCUGGAUCCAUUCCAAAUCUCUAAUGCCGGUCAGCCUGAAGCAUUUGCUUUUAUUUGAGUUGUUAGCUGUAGACCUUGUGUUUUAUUUUUUGACUUGAUUUUGAAGAGAUCUAAUUGUAAUACUACCAAAUUGUAUUAAUAAAAAUUAUACUUAUAAAAGACAAUAACA
Messenger RNA from Misgurnus anguillicaudatus (oriental weatherfish), 1903 nucleotides. NCBI's taxonomy places the organism in Eukaryota, Metazoa, Chordata, Actinopteri, Cypriniformes, Cobitidae. The record is from RefSeq and is a predicted model, not a curated record.